AUGGUAGAGGUGAAACUUGGGAAUUCAGCCUUUGUUGUUGAUUUGAAGAAUCGUACAUGUACAUGUGGUGCUUGGGACCUAAGUGGUCUCCCUUGUUGCCAUGUACUCUCCGCCAUUGGGCUAAUGAGGCUGCACUUGGAAGAUUACGUGGAUCCCUUCUACUUUGUACCUACUGUUGCUAAAGUUUACAAAGUAGGGAUUCCAUGUCUUGUGGGGCAGCAAGCCUGGCCUAGGGCUGAAGGGUAUCCAAUAUACCCUCCAAAGCAAAAAAAGAUGCCAGGGAGACCAAAAAAGAAAAGGAGAAAGGAAGCAGGUGAACUUGAGAAAAGGUUGCACAGAGAUGGGAGGCCUUCGGGUACAGGAAUGUCAAAAAAAGGAGUGUUGUUGCAUUGCUCAAACUGUGGGAGUGCUGGUCACAACGUGAGAAAAUGCCCCAACCCACAAACUGGUGGAUCAAACCGCGGCAGAGGUAGAGGGCAGCAGGCUGGAGGAUCAACCCGCGGCAGAGGUAUAGGGCAGCAGGCUGAAGGAUCAACCCGUCCAAAGGUAUGCCACUUGUUCAUGUGCUAG
Linum tenue is the source of this 570-nucleotide messenger RNA. Lineage: Eukaryota; Viridiplantae; Streptophyta; Magnoliopsida; Malpighiales; Linaceae. The record is from the annotation of a GenBank genome assembly.